Molecule: messenger RNA, 1446 nt
Organism: Trichoplusia ni (cabbage looper)
Lineage: Eukaryota; Metazoa; Arthropoda; Insecta; Lepidoptera; Noctuidae
Product: 28S ribosomal protein S5, mitochondrial-like
Exons: 7
Coding region: 107-1387 (426 amino acids)
Biological process (GO): translation
Cellular component (GO): ribosome
Molecular function (GO): structural constituent of ribosome; RNA binding
Source: RefSeq, a predicted model, not a curated record
CUGUUGUGACUACUGUCAAAUUAAAUAUGAUAACAGGGGACUGGGUUAGGUUAUAUUUAUCAUUAUAAAGUGAAGAAACAGAGUUACAUCUCUGUUUCUAUAUAAAAUGACCACAAAAAUAUUAACUCUUGGGAACAUUCUAAGCAGACCUAUUAGUAUUCUCAUCAAACAAAAUAAUGUAACACCUAACCUAAAAACCAGUUUCAGUACUUCUUCUGUGGCUUGUGUAAACUUCUUCAAUAAAUUGCCUGCAGAAAAGCUGUGGAAGUCAGUAACAUCCGUAAGUAAUGCUGGAGCCAAGAAGGGUCGUGGUAAAGGUGCGGGUCGCAUUCGGAUCCGUGACCUGAACAGAGGCCAAGUUAUUGGUGUGGGUAGGUCUAGUAUGUUGUGGCCUGGUCUCUCAGCACCUGUGAUCAGGGGUAGAGAACUGCUGAAGCAGCAAAGACUGCCUGAUGACCCGGAGAGACUGGAGAAAUUAAUAAAGAUCCGAGACUCAAUGACAAAGUUCCGUCGUCUCAAACUUAGUCCCAUUGAGAGAGGUUGGUCUGGCAUGAAGAUGCCUGGACGCAGCCUUGGACCUCCAGAUCCAGUUGGUGAAGAUCACUUUACUGGUUUUGACACUAAAGUACUUCAGCUGAGGUCACUUCUUAUCAUGAAGGGAAGUCUUGGCCGCACCAGGAACUUUCAAGCUAUGGUGGUAACUGGAAAUGGCCAAGGCUUGGCUGGUUUUGGUCUUGGCAGAGCAAAGGAAAUGCCAGCUGCUCUAAGGAAAGCUAGGAACAGGGCUGGUCAGAAGCUUAUGCAUUUUGAAAUUUACAAUGGACACACAAUCUACCACGACUUUUACACGGCCUUCGGAAAAACCAAGAUCUUUGUUCAGAAGAAAAAUGAAGGAUAUGGUCUGAUGUGCCACAGGGCAAUCAAGGAGAUCUGUCAAGCUAUUGGUAUUAAAGACUUGAGAGCCAAGGUCGAGGGGUCGAACAAUCUGCAGCAUAUUGUAAAAGCGUUCUUCAUUGGUCUUCUGCAACAGAGAACUCACCAACAACUAGCCGAGGAGAAAAAGCUUCACCUAGUCGAAUACAGGUCAGAAAACGAAUACUUCCCAAAAGUGGUCGCCAGUCCGUCCGAAGUUAGAACGAAGGAGGAACUUCUCACAAACGAGACUUUAGACUUCACUCAGUACGUCAUGAACAACAAAGUCAUUCUCAAGAAGAAGAAGUACCCUCGCUUCUAUGAGACCAUGCCCCAUUACAAGAUAUAUCUUAAGAAGUAUGAGAAGUAUAGGAACCAUGAGAAAAUACGGCGCAACCUGAAGGUCGAAUACGGAGAAGUCAAGAGCUUCCUCACAGACAAAUACCCAGAGAAAGCGGAACAGGAAGCCCAAUAGAUAGAAUAGUGUAUUAUGUAUAGUGUUAGUAAAUAAAAACAAAUAAUGUUGCAAUCAUU